UUCUUCUUUCCUUUCCCUCAACAACAAUAACCACAUUGAGAACCUCAACUUACAUUUCACCUUCUCGAAAUGAUGAAGGUGAUGAAAAUCUUGAUCCCCAUCGCCAUCGCCAUGGCACUAACCAUCGUCAUCAUCACCACCACCACCACCACUCAAUCCGUUAACACGGAAAUCGAGGAAGAAAUCUCAACUCCAAAGUUGCUUCCUUUGAAGAGGAAAGUAGCUAGUCGUUUUCUCGCGGAACAGGAAAAUCCAAAAAACCCUAGAGCAGCAGAUCACUGCCACAAGGACCACGAAAUCUGUCAGGCAUUCGAAAUCGGGGGCAAAAACACGACAUGUUGCAACAACAAAUGUAUUGAUUUAAUGUAUGAUGACAAGAACUGUGGUGCGUGCAAAAAAAAAUGUCCUUUUACUCAAACUUGUUGCAGAGGUCAAUGUGUGAAUUUGUCAUUUGAUAAGAGGCAUUGUGGAUAUUGCAACAACAGGUGCAUGACUGGUGGAUACUGCUUUUAUGGCUUGUGUGAUUACGCCUAAGGUUUGGCAAUUUAACGAUUUAUAAUAUAAGUUCGCAUUAUAUUUAUGAUGAAUAAACAACCACAUUUGAUUUGGUGGUUGACCUUCAAGAACAUGAUUAUACAUGAUUAUUUCCGUAUUGAUUCAUACAAAGUUUGUUGU
Molecule: messenger RNA, 675 nt
Organism: Lycium barbarum (goji berry)
Lineage: Eukaryota; Viridiplantae; Streptophyta; Magnoliopsida; Solanales; Solanaceae
Product: stigma-specific STIG1-like protein 2
Exons: 1
Coding region: 70-534 (154 amino acids)
Source: RefSeq, a predicted model, not a curated record